Molecule: messenger RNA, 1597 nt
Organism: Hibiscus syriacus
Lineage: Eukaryota; Viridiplantae; Streptophyta; Magnoliopsida; Malvales; Malvaceae
Product: RCC1 domain-containing protein RUG3, mitochondrial-like
Exons: 6
Coding region: 1-1377 (458 amino acids)
Source: RefSeq, a predicted model, not a curated record
AUGCACAUUGAGAGGGUGGGCCUAAGGAGUGAUGGCACACAGCCUUUCCAUUCCUCUCUGCCGCCGCCUGUCACUUCAUUUAGCACCACCACCACCAAAGGCAAAGUUCCUCUUCUUUACAAAAGCCCAGAAAUCAAUGAAGACACGGCAGCUAAAGCCGUGACAGUCCAAGUCCUUUCAUGGGGGAGGGGAGCAUCAGGCCAACUAGGCGGUGGCAUUGAAGAAAUCAGAAUUUACCCAUCUGCGGUACUCAAUCUCCUCUUUCCCGAUGCUUCUUUUUCUCUCUCCCCAGCCCCAGGCAAAAUCUUCGAUCAAAGUGGCCAAAAGGAGCAAACUUUGCACUCGGUUGGGGUAUCAUGCGGGUUGUUCCAUUCGGGUUUGGUUGUGGAUGGCAAGUUGUGGAUGUGGGGCAAAGGUGAUGGGGGUCGUCUUGGUUUUGGCCAUGAGAAUCCUGCUUUUUUGCCUACUUUAAAUCCUCACUUGGAUUCUGUUUCCUCCGUUGCCCUUGGUGGUAUUCACUCUGUGGCACUAACUUCAAAGGGGGAGGUCUUUACUUGUUUGCAGGGGUUAUGGUGGUUUGGUGCACUCGGACACCGUGUUUAUCAUAGAGAACUCAUACCAAGAUUGGUAGAAAGCAAUUGGAGUGGAACUAUACGUCAUAUUGCAACUAGUGGGACGCAUACUGCUGCCGUCACCGAAACAGGCGACUUAUACGCAUGGGGCCGAGACGAAGGGGACGGAAGAUUAGGCCUUGGUCCCUGUCGUGGCCCAAAUGAGGGAGGUGGGCUUAGUAUUCCAUCCAAAGUGAAAGAAUUAUCUACUCCUAUCGCCGCAGUUUCCUGUGGCGGUUUCUUCACAAUGGCAUUGACAGAGGAUGGACAACUUUGGAACUGGGGUGCAAACUCUAACUAUGAGCUUGGAAGAGGUGAUAAAGUUGGUGGUUGGAAACCCAAACCAAUUCCUAGCCUUGAAAGUACUCGUAUUAUUCAGAUAGCAAGUGGCGGAUAUCAUUCUCUUGCAUUAACAGAUGACGGUAAAGUACUUUCAUGGGGCCAUGGAGGACACGGUCAGUUGGGUCAUUCUUCUAUAGAAAAUCAUAAAGUUCCUGCAAUAACUGAAGCUUUGUCCGAAAAGCGUGCUAUGUACAUUGCCUGUGGAGGUUCAUCUUCCGCGGCUAUAACCGAUGAAGGAAAGUUAUACAUGUGGGGGAAUGCAAGAGAUUCACAACUGGGAGUUCCUGGGCUACCAGAGGUUCAAGCAAGUCCUGUUGAAGUCAAUUUUCUAAUGGAGGACGAUGGAUUGGGACCCCACAAUGUGCUAUCCGUUGCAGUCGGGGCAUGUCAUGCAAUGUGUUUAGUCUUGAGAUCAACUUGUUAAUGAUGACGCAAUACAAGGAAUCCCUUGCAAUGGUGCCUGCAAUUUUGUUUUGAAGGAAGAAAGAGUUCCAAGGUCGAGUUCCAUGGUGAUAUGGAUCUCCAUUGUUUCAUUGUUUAAAGCCUUGUUAAAGAUUUGCUGCCUACCGGCCAUUAUAAAAUGCUGUUGCAAGGUUUAGGUUCUACGUUCAGAAUGAACUGGUUAGAGUGAAAAUGGUAUCCAG